CUUCAGUACAAGACUGACCGAUCCCCAGCUCAGAACGACCUCCAAUCCAGCGAACACGACCCACGAAACACGCGAACCUCGCGAAUCUUCACCCAAGAACUCUCGUUACGAUCAACCGUGUGUGACUUUGUGUGUGUGUAUUUGUGCGUUUGUACGAUAGUUCGGUAGCAUAACCCUGUAACUGCGAGGAGAUUCCCUUUUGAGGAGAAGAGCGGUCAAGUGUGCAAAAACAUAAAGUGAGAGAGCAAGAGCAAGAGCGGCGAUCUUUACGUUCAGCACUCUGCAGCAGUUAAAGGUUCUUUUCUCUUGCGGCCCUUCUCCGCCGCGUGCUGAUCUUCAUCCGCGCGUUUUCGCGAACCUGAGCCGAAACCCUGGAGCUGUAGCUUCUCCUAGCCAUCCAACACAACUUACCAGACCAGUGUACCACCAGCGGCUGGGCUUGUCGACCACGAUCGAGACUUCAACAACGACGACGACGACGCUGAGAGAGAGAGAUCAUUUAAAGGCAGCUGCAAUCAGUGCCCGAUCAAUCAUUGAGCCGUGAACGUGACAUUGGACGGAUCUUGCCCAGGUACACACAUCGCAACGGGUUGACCCUUUAGCCGCCCCUCGGAACAUCAGAACCCAUCAACACCUUCUUCUUCGUCACCAUCAUCGUUGUCGCCGGAAGUGAUUUUUGACGGAAAUUGCUCGUGUUGUGUGUGUGAUUACGAAGAAAUUAUUUGAAGAAAUCAACCAAGAAAUUACCAACGACAGCGACGGAAAAAAAACAUCAUGAAGUGCCUAAUCUUUGCCGUUUUGUUCGUCGCCGUGAUGGUCCAGAAUAGCGAAAGCGCUCCGGCAAAAUACCAGGAUCUGCCGAAGAAGGACGGCUACGUGCCAGUCUACAUCCGCAUCGGCAACACCCCGUUGGACCAGAUCAACCGUGACUUGGCGGCAGCCUUCCAGAAGGCCAACGCCCGCAGUGUCCGGGGCACGCUUAUCCAGCAACUGAACCGCAACGCGCGCUUCUCGUCCGAGUCGAGCAGUGCGUCCAGCGAGGAGACCAACCACAUCCUGAAGCGUCUGGACCCGAACUACCACAGCUCCGAGAGUGACCCGAACACGAGCGAGUCCAACUCGUCCGAGCAGCUGCUGCUGAACGAUAUCGUGCCGGCCGUGAAGACCCCGGUCAAGGCCGGUAAUGCGCUGUAAGCGAGGUUGAAAACGCAAGAAGUUCUUCUCAACUGCCAACUCUGCCGGCACGGGCGGAAUGUGAUUUUCUUUAAUAUUAUUUUAAUCAUUAUAACAUACACAACUGCACUCAUGCUUCAUGAUUCAUCAACGAAACGUACGAUUUUGAGAGGUCACAAUAAUAUUAUGGUUAUGCGCGGACACGUGCGGAUUACGCGCAGUUACGCGGCGCGCGAUAAGGUGUCAUCCUACGGUGAGAUUAUUGUAAGUUCAGUGAAUAAAUUCUUAUCGGCAUAA
Molecule: messenger RNA, 1470 nt
Organism: Culex pipiens pallens (northern house mosquito)
Lineage: Eukaryota; Metazoa; Arthropoda; Insecta; Diptera; Culicidae
Exons: 4
Coding region: 775-1194 (139 amino acids)
Source: RefSeq, a predicted model, not a curated record